This is a messenger RNA of Gossypium raimondii (Peruvian cotton), 1297 nucleotides long. RefSeq names its product acetyl-CoA-benzylalcohol acetyltransferase. Bases 1 to 1293 code for a protein of 430 amino acids. The record is from RefSeq and is a predicted model, not a curated record. The transcript has a single exon. NCBI's taxonomy places the organism in Eukaryota, Viridiplantae, Streptophyta, Magnoliopsida, Malvales, Malvaceae.
AUGGAGGUCCAAAUCCAAACACGAAAGUUAAUAAAGCCAUCGUCUCCAACACCACUUCACCUCAGAGAAUUAAAGCUUUCAUGUUUCGAUCAAAUCGCUCCUCCAGCAUUCGGUUCCUUCAUUUUCUUUUUUAAAGCACCCAUUAAUGGCCACCAAACACUCAAAAAGCUCGAGUCUUCACUCUCCGAUGUAUUAACCAAGUUUUACCCUUUUGCUGGUAGGUUCAUCCAAGACCGAAACGCCAUUGAUUGUAACGACCAAGGUGCUGAAUAUUUAGAAGCUCGAGUCAGUGUUAGUCUAAACCAGUUCAUAUUGGAAGAGCUCGACGUUAAAUUGGUGAACCUUUUGGUCCCUUACCCGAAUGAGCUCGUGUUUACCCCAACAAUCCUGGCGGUUCAAAUCAAUGAAUUCGAUUGUGGUGGUUUAGCCAUCGGAACCAGCUUUUCCCACAAGUUUGCUGAUGGGUUCACGAUUUUUGGGUUCAUGAAUGGAUGGGCUACUUGUUGUAGAAUUGGUGUCGAUGCUGUGAAAUGUUUGAGUUUCGAAACUGAAUCCCUUUUGCCUGAUGGGUUUAAACCAACGUAUAAAAUCCCAGUCCCGGAUGAUAAUUUAGAUACCCUAAUCACAAAGAGGUUCAUAUUCACCGCGUCCACCAUAGCUGCUCUGAAAGCCAAGGUGGGGGUAGGGCAAUUUUCUAGGGCGCAGCUGUUGAUCGCCCUCAUAUGGAAGGUACGUAUUUCAAUGGCGAAAAAGAAGGAUUCAUUACAAAUUUUCCCAUACAAUUUUCGUGGGAAAACAGCUUUACCCAUACCAUCAAAUGGAGCAGGCAACCUGUUUAUAAACAUCCUCGUACGAUUCACAGCUAACGAUGACAGGAACCCUGAUUUGCUGCAUUUGGUGAAUUUAGUGGGAAAUGAACUGAGGAACGCCGCUGAAUCAUUCGGGAAAGCUGAAACUGCUGAGGAUUUGUUCUUGUCAGCGACGAAUUCAUCGAGGGAGAUCCAUGAAACACUAAGUAAAGGUGACACUGAAAUUUGUAUCUUAACGAGCUUGUCUAAGUUUCCAUAUUACGAAGCUGAUUUUGGGUGGGGAAUGCCUGGUUGGAUAGCCAGUGUGCAUAAGGAUGUAGAAAUGGUUUUGUUGAUGGAUACUAGGUUUGAUGGUGGAGUUGAAGCAUGGGUGACAUUGGAACCUGAUAACAUGGUUAGAUUUGAGCAAGAUCCUGACAUUUUGGCUUAUACUUGCAAACCUUCAGACUACUUCACUCGAUGCUUAUUGGGUUCUGAGAAUUAAAAUC